CUUCCCCCUCCUCUCUUUUAGCUUUUAUCCCCGAGUCGAGGAAUCGAAUCCCUGCGCUGAGUCGAGGCGGCCGAGUCCACCCCCCUUCUCCCUUCUCCCGUCUUCGAGACGUCUCCCUCGCGAGCUAUCGUUUGUUACACACGCGUUCCUUCCCUUUCCUCUUUCCGCCCACCUCGUUUGACCGAGUCGUGGAAUCGUUGGCCCGGUCACCCCCACCUCCGCCCCGACUCGGAGGAGGACGGCUUGGCCAGCCACCGCUGUGGAAGACGAGGAGCUCGAGGAGGACCGGAGAGGGGCAGAGAGAGGGAGGGGAAGAGGGGAGGCGAGGCGAAACCCUAGAUCCGGUGGAUUUCUAGGUUUUGGAUGCGUCGCUAGGGUUUAAGGUUUUCGGGGGAAGAAGAAGAGGGAGAAGGGAUCGGGGGCGAGGAUGAUGGUCUCGAGGGGGUUGUUCGGGUGGUCGCCGCCCCAUGUGCAGCCGCUGACGCCGGUCUCGGAGGUGUCGGAGCCGCCGGAGUCGCCGUCGCCGUACAUGGACAACGGAGCUGAUACGGUGCCGGUGGAGGACGAUGGGGCGGUGGAUGAGGUGGAGGAGAUCGAGCCGCCGCCGGCCACCGUGCCCUUCUCGAGGCUCUUUGCCUGCGCUGAUGGGGUCGAUUGGGCACUGAUGGCUGUUGGGGCCGUAGCUGCAGCCGCCCACGGGAUGGCCCUGGUGAUCUACUUGCAUUUCUUUGGGAGGGCCAUCAACUUGCUCAACUCGCAGAGCGACAACUCCGAGAUGCACGCUAAUGGGGAUCUGCUGUUUAGAAAAUUCAAGGAUCAUGCCCUAUACAUUAUUUAUAUAGCUGUUGGAGUAUUUGUUGCCGGUUGGAUAGAGGUCUCAUGCUGGAUUCUCACUGGAGAGAGGCAGACUGCAGUCAUAAGGUCAAAGUAUGUCCAAGUCCUGCUGAACCAGGACAUGAGCUUUUUUGAUACCUAUGGAAACAAUGGAGAUAUAGUUAGUCAAGUGUUGAGUGAUGUGCUGCUCAUCCAAUCUGCUUUAAGUGAAAAAGUUGGGAACUAUAUUCAUAACAUGGCAACGUUCUUUGGUGGUCUUAUCAUUGGUUUGAUCAACUGUUGGCAGAUAGCACUUCUAACACUAGCAACUGGUCCUUUCAUUGUUGCAGCAGGAGGAAUAUCAAAUAUUUUUCUUCAUAGACUUGCUGAAAAUAUUCAGGAUGCAUAUGCUGAAGCAGCAAGCAUCGCAGAACAGGCAAUCUCAUAUAUUAGGACAUUGUAUGCCUUUACAAAUGAAACUCUUGCAAAGUACUCCUAUGCAACCUCACUUCAAGCUACGCUACGCUAUGGGAUAUUGAUUAGUCUUGUGCAAGGUCUCGGUCUUGGAUUCACAUAUGGACUUGCUAUAUGUUCUUGUGCUUUACAACUUUGGGUUGGAAGGUUUCUGAUUUCACAUGGAAAAGCCAAUGGUGGUGAAAUUGUGACAGCUUUAUUUGCUGUAAUUUUAAGUGGCCUUGGACUAAAUCAAGCAGCUACGAACUUCUAUUCAUUUGAGCAAGGGAGAAUUGCUGCUUACAGACUUUAUGAGAUGAUAAGCCGUUCAAAUUCUACUGUUAAUCAGGAUGGCAACACCCUAGAUUCAGUGCAAGGAAAUAUUGAGUUCAGGAAUGUAUAUUUCAGUUAUCUUUCUCGGCCAGAAAUCCCCAUACUAAGUGGUUUCUACCUAACUGUACCUGCUAGAAAAACUGUGGCCCUUGUUGGUAGGAAUGGUUCCGGGAAAAGCAGUAUAAUUCCUCUCAUGGAGCGUUUCUAUGAUCCCACGUUAGGGGAAGUUCUAUUGGAUGGAGAGAAUAUAAAACAUCUAAAGCUGGAAUGGUUGAGAAGCCAAAUAGGACUAGUCACCCAGGAGCCAGCUUUGUUAAGUUUAAGCAUCAGGGAUAAUAUAGCCUACGGACGAUCUGCUACAUCUGAUCAGAUUGAAGAAGCUGCUAAAACAGCUCAUGCACAUACAUUCAUUAGUUCACUUGAAAUGGGAUAUGAAACACAGGUUGGUAGGGCUGGUUUGGCAUUGACUGAAGAACAGAAAAUAAAGAUAUCAAUUGCUCGUGCUGUGCUUUCAAACCCUUCUAUUCUUUUACUAGACGAGGUCACCGGUGGACUAGAUUUUGAGGCAGAAAGGGCUGUUCAAGAGGCAUUGGAUAUUCUUAUGCUGGGAAGGUCCACUAUAAUAAUAGCUAGACGCCUUAGUCUUAUCCGCAAUGCUGAUUAUAUUGCAGUAAUGGAGGAGGGUCAACUUGUGGAAAUGGGUACCCAUGAUGAAUUGCUGAAUCUUGAUGGCUUGUAUGCAGAACUUUUGAGAUGCGAGGAGGCAGCAAAGCUUCCUAAGAGGAUGCCCAUCAGGAACUAUAAAGAUCCCUCAAGUUUUCAAAUUGAGAAGGAUUCAUCAGGAAGUCAAAGUCUACAGGAACCAUCUUCUCCUAAAAUGUCAAAAUCACCUUCUCUUCAGAGAGCACAUGGUUUUCAUGCAAUUAGGCAGCCGGAUGCCAGUUAUAACUCGCACGAGUCACCAAAGAGUCAAAGCCCACCCUCAGAGCUUAUGGUGGAAAAUGGAAUGUCCUUGAUACCAUCUGAAAGAGCUCCAACUAUCAAAAGACAGGACAGUUUUGAGAUGAUGUUGCCCGAGCUUCCUAAAAUAGAUGUCCAUUCCAUAAACCGACAAUCUUCAAAUACUUCAGACCCAGAAUCUCCUAUUUCUCCAUUACUCACAUCUGAUCCUAAAAAUGAGCGUUCUCAUUCUAAGACUUUCAGCCGUCCCCUUAAUCAGUUUGAUCAUGUGUACACUAAAGAGGAGAUGAAGGACCUUCAGCGCCACAAACCUCCAUCCUUCUGGAGGCUUACUGAACUCAGUUUUGCUGAGUGGCUUUACGCUCUUCUAGGAAGCACUGGUGCCGCAAUUUUUGGAUCAUUUAAUCCUCUCCUUGCUUACACUAUUGCACUUAUAGUGGCAGCAUAUUACAGAAUAGAUGUCCGUGAUAUCCAUAAUGAAGUGAACAAGUGGUGCUUGAUCAUUGCAUGUAUGGGUAUCAUCACAGUGGUUGCAAACUUUUUGCAGCACUUCUAUUUUGGUAUAAUGGGGGAGAAAAUGACCGAGCGAGUUAGGAGGAUGAUGUUCUCAGCAAUGUUGCGGAAUGAAGUUGGAUGGUUUGAUGAAGAAGAGAAUAGUGCUGAUACAUUGUCCAUGCGUUUGGCUAAUGAUGCAACAUUUGUUCGUGCUGCAUUCAGCAACCGGCUUUCCAUAUUCAUACAGGACACUUCUGCAGUUGUUGUUGCCAUUCUUAUAGGUAUGCUGCUAGAAUGGCGGGUGGCACUAGUUGCACUUGCAACUCUACCCAUCCUAACAGUUUCUGCUGUUGCACAGAAAAUGUGGCUUGCUGGAUUUUCCAGAGGAAUUCAAGAGAUGCACAGGAAAGCCUCGUUGGUUCUUGAAGAUGCAGUUAGAAACAUUUAUACUGUUGUUGCAUUUUGUGCUGGUAACAAGAUAAUGGAGCUUUACAGAUUGCAGCUUAGUAGAAUACUAAAACAGAGUUUCAUUCAUGGAAUGGCAAUCGGGUUUGCUUUUGGCUUCUCACAGUUCCUUCUUUUUGCCUGCAACUCUCUUCUUCUUUGGUAUACUGCUUUUUCUGUGGACAAAGGUUAUCUAACGAUAGCCACAGCACUUAAAGAGUAUAUCGUUUUCUCUUUUGCAACCUUUGCUCUGGUGGAGCCAUUUGGCCUUGCUCCUUAUAUACUAAAACGGCAGAAGUCACUUACCUCAGUAUUUGAGAUCAUAGACCGUGUACCAAGUAUCGAUCCAGAUGACAACACUGGCCUAAAACCGCCUAAUAUUUAUGGGAGCAUCGAGCUUAAAAAUGUUGAUUUCUGCUAUCCAACCCGACCUGAGGUGAUGGUUCUCAGCAAUUUCAGUCUUAAAGUGAGUGGGGGACAAACAGUGGCAGUGGUGGGGGUGUCAGGAUCUGGUAAAAGCACAAUAAUAUCUUUAAUCGAGAGAUUUUAUGACCCUGUUGCUGGCCAAAUUUUGUUGGAUGGCCGGGAUUUGAAGCUUUUCAAUUUGAGAUGGUUGCGGGGGCACAUGGGUCUGGUUCAACAGGAACCAGUUAUAUUUUCAACAACCAUUAGAGAGAAUAUCAUCUAUGCGAGGCAUAAUGCAACGGAGGCUGAGAUGAAAGAAGCUGCAAGGAUAGCAAAUGCGCACCACUUCAUCAGCAGCUUGCCACAUGGUUAUGACACACACGUGGGCAUGAGAGGAGUUGACUUGACGCCUGGACAGAAGCAGCGGAUUGCCAUUGCUAGGGUAGUACUAAAGAAUGCACCUAUAUUGUUAUUGGAUGAGGCAAGCUCUGCAAUUGAAUCCGAGUCGAGUCGAGUGGUGCAGGAGGCACUUGGCACACUGAUCAUGGGGAACAAGACAACUAUUCUUAUUGCACAUAGGGCAGCGAUGAUGAGGCAUGUGGACAACAUUGUCGUUCUGAAUGGUGGUAGGAUAGUUGAACAUGGCACCCAUGAGUCGUUGGUGCAGACGAACGGUUUGUAUGUGAGGUUGAUGCAACCUCAUUUCAGCAAAGGCCUACGGCAGCAUCGGCUUGUCUAGGCAAGUUUUUUUUUGUGGUACUUGUAAAUUGUAGCAGAAUAUCGAGUUCUCUUUCGCCUGUUAUUUGAUCAUUAGAAGGUUAUUGGAUGUGUGACAUGUCAAUAGUCAGUGGCGCCGCUACUGGGUGAUAUAUGUUGGUAGUGACAAUUUGGAGAAUGGGUGGAGUGGAGAAUUGAUGCGCUUGUAACAUGGUUGAUUUCUACUGGUCGUGAUAAUUAACAUUGUUAAAACUGGAGUGCCAUUAGGAUCAAAAAAUGUUUUAUGUUGAUUAGAGGACAAAUGGGCAACCGAGGCAGCAUGGUUUGUGUUGUGCAUCAAUUCUUUUGGAGGCCUGCAUUUCCACACUGGAUGCUGCCUCCGUAGUGUAUUAAUUUCUUGUUCCAAGAGAGAGCUGUAAUAUUAUUUUUGUGGAGGUGAUGCUGUGUGUCUUCUGUAAUCACUGUCUUUCUCCUAAAACUAAUUUUCCACAUGAACAUGCAGCCUAUUGAUUUCUUCU
This is a messenger RNA of Musa acuminata AAA Group (dessert banana), 5138 nucleotides long. Its product is annotated as ABC transporter B family member 20. Gene Ontology annotation, molecular function: ATP binding; ABC-type transporter activity; ATP hydrolysis activity. NCBI's taxonomy places the organism in Eukaryota, Viridiplantae, Streptophyta, Magnoliopsida, Zingiberales, Musaceae. Gene Ontology annotation, cellular component: plasma membrane. The transcript has 12 exons. The coding region runs from base 428 to 4642 and encodes 1404 amino acids. Gene Ontology annotation, biological process: transmembrane transport. The record is from RefSeq and is a predicted model, not a curated record.